Pristis pectinata (smalltooth sawfish) is the source of this 6561-nucleotide messenger RNA. It is a transcript of the gene herc56.1, whose product is annotated as HECT and RLD domain containing E3 ubiquitin protein ligase 56.1. The coding region runs from base 106 to 6243 and encodes 2045 amino acids. NCBI's taxonomy places the organism in Eukaryota, Metazoa, Chordata, Chondrichthyes, Rhinopristiformes, Pristidae. The transcript has 48 exons. Gene Ontology annotation, molecular function: ubiquitin-protein transferase activity. The record is from RefSeq and is a predicted model, not a curated record.
CUGAUAAUGAGACUAGUUCCUUGACUAGAUCCCUGUUUCCCAGCGCAUUCCCUGAGGCGGAGAUAGAGAUAACACGCCGGGAGUUAGCAGAGCUCGGGACACACGAUGCUGUUCUGCUGGGGAGACGGUGUGCCUGUCCAGGUACCCUUGUUGGACAAGGGGGAACGCGGACUCAUUGCAGCGCCGCGUGAGAUCCAAUGUCUGCGGGACCGGCCGGUGAAAGAAGUUUCAUGCGGGGCAGAGCACUCGGUGUUCCUACUGACCGACGGCACCGUGUAUAGCUUCGGGAAGAACGAUAGCGGGCAACUCGGGAGGAAAACGGGCACGUCUGCCUUGGAUGAGGUAAUGGCUCUGAAUACAGAGACAAUUGUCAAUGUGGCCUGUGGAAAGCACCAUACAUUGGCUCUUUGUGAAAAUGGAUCUGUCUUUGCCUGGGGAGCUGGAACCUAUGGUCAACUGGGUAGAGGGGAAUACCCAACCGCUGUUUCUCAACCAAGGAAAGUGAAUCAUCUUGAAGUUCCUACUGUGCAGAUUAGAUGUGGCCACUACCAUUCACUGGCUCUUUCUCGAGAUGGGACUGUCUAUUCUUGGGGACAGAACACUUACGGGCAACUGGGAAAUGGAAAAGACUUGGAAAAGCAGCAACAUCCACAGAGAGUGAGAAGUCUGACUGGGAUACCAGUGGCUCAGAUUGCUGCUGGGGAAAGCCACAGCUUUGCCCUUUCUCUAUCAGGGGCAGUGUAUGGAUGGGGAAGAAAUAAUCAUGGACAACUGGGGCUCAAGGACAGGGAAGAUCGAGAAAUCCCAUGUCAUGUGAAUCCACUGAAGAGGCUCAAUGUUAGUUACAUCUCGUGCGGCAACCAGCAUUCUGUUGUUCUAACUCAGGAUGGAGCUGUAUUCACAUGUGGAGACGGGAGCUCCGGACAACUGGGCAGGACGGGCAAUGUGACUUCUUUUCAAAAGGUGGCGAAUAUCAAGGACGAGGUUUCCCAGAUAGCUUGUGGGAGUUAUCACACACUCGCCUACAUCCCCUCCUCUGAUCUCGUGGUCUCCUUUGGCUUGGCAAACCGGGAAAAAACAGAGAGAGCUUCAACAAGAAACCAAGUUCAUUGCGAGUCACAAAGUGCCAAGGUUCACAAGAUUUUUGCAGGAGCAAACAUCAAUUUUAUUCAGACUCAGCUCCCAAUACCUGCAGUUGACCUUCGCCACAGAGACAGUAAAGAGCAGAUGCUCACAUUUGAUGCAACCGUUGUUAAGAAAUGGAUCAGCACUGAUGAAUGCAGCAAUGAAAGAAUUAAUGCAAAAAAUGAAAUUGGUUUAAUAUUUUCAUCCUCAUCCUGCCUCGUUGGGAGUUUCCUCAAGAAAAGUGAUGGAGACCAGUGCAAAACAGGAGGCAACCUUUUGAGUGUUGAUAUGGAAGCAGCCAGAGAAAUGUUUCAGAAGAUUAGUGAAAAAGACUGGAUUGUCAACAAGAUAACAUCAAGCCUGGCAUCGAAAUUAAUUCCACAUCUUAAGAUGAUGUGCUCUGAUGAAGAAGCAUUGAUGAUUUACCUGAUUCUGCCAGAGUGCCCUGUAAUGCAGCACAAGAACAACAUCAGCACUCUGCUUACUGACUUUGUAAAAGCCAUUGCACAUCUGGAUCCUGCCUCAAAAGAUACACUGGGAAAAUAUUGGUCAACCCUGGAAUCAUCCUACCUGAAUACGAUUGUCGAGAUGAUUAAGAAUCUGUUGACCCAGCUGGUAAUAGACCUCCAUUCCUUAUAUCAAUCAUUGCCACAGUCACAGUAUCUCCUGUUAAAUCAAAUGCAAACUGAUUUAAAAGAAGGUCUGGAUGUACUGGAACUAGUCUACAAAGCAAAUACCAAGUCAAAACAUAGAAUUCCACAGAGCAAUUUCUACAUCAGUGAACUUCAACGGCUUCCACUCAACAUCCUCACACCUAGCGAAGGACAAUGGGCCGACAUUAUCCUGAUGAUUCUUUCCUACCCAUUUAUCUUUGAUUUAAUCGUCAAGGCUCAGUUACUUCGUGUGGAUUCAACUUUGAAGAAGCAGAAAGCAUUUUUUGAAGCUGCUCACUUCAUGUUACACAACUCACUCGCAAGAAGCCCAGAACCUCCCAGAUGCGGCAGGUUCAUGUUAAAGGUUAAUCACCGGAGCUUGGUUGCUGAUACAUUUAAUACAUUGAAGAACAUGGCUAAGGCGGAUCUACAGAAGGAACUUGUGGUGGAAUUUGCAGAAGAGCCUGGCAUUGACCUGGAAACUGUCAAAAAGAAAUUCUUCGUGUCUGUUUUUGAAAAGCUGGUUCAUCCAAGUUCAAAGAUGUUUAUUUAUUUUCAGAACUUCAGAACUAUCUGGUUUCCUUCUCAGGUCUCAGUGCCAAUUAAGGACUACUUCCUACUUGGAGUAUUGUGUGGUCUUGUUGUGUACCAUGCGUGUCUGGUCUCUAUGCCUUUACCACUCGCACUGUUUAAGAAGCUACUGGCCAUCAAGCCAUCUUUGGAGGAUCUGUUAGAAGUGGAACCUGAUUUGCACAAUGUCUUGCAAAACAUUUUGAAAUAUGACGAGGUUGAAGAUCUGGAAUUCUACUUUAUGAUUUAUUGGGAAGGACGGGAUGUCGAAAUCAUUCCAAAUGGCAAAAGACAACUUGUGACCAAGGAGAACCGGGAGAAAUUUGUCGAAGCCUGCUUGAAUUAUGUAUUCAAAACUUCAAUCAAGAAACCCUUUGAGGAAUUUAAAAAAGGAUUCUACCAUAUUUUGGAUGAAAAAAUGAUAAAAUUAUUCCAACCUCAAGAGCUGAAGGACAUCUUGAUUGGAAGCACUGACUAUGACUGGCAAAUGUUGGAAGAGAAUACAGUCUAUCAAGGAAAGUACCACAAAUUGCACCCAACCAUCAGGAUGUUCUGGGAAGUUUUCCAUCAGCUGGUUCUUGAUGAGAAAAAACUUUUUCUCUUGUUUGUCACAGGAUUUUCUCAAGUUCCGGUGAUGGGAAUGAAGUGCGUGAAUAUAGUUAUCUCCUCAAGCAGUUUGACUGAAGGUGAUUAUCCAGAGACAAAGUUUUGUUAUAACAUCCUGUAUCUUCCAGAGUACACCAGUUCAGAAGCUCUUAGAACGAAACUGGUGACCGCUAGAUUUCAGGUGAUUUUAGACUCUUGGUGUAUUAUCAGGAGUAGUGAAGAGCAGGAGAACAUGUUGUACUGCUGGGAGCCAGGCUCGCAGCCUGAAGCUCGCCCCGAGUUGGAGGAUGUUCUCAAAGGCGAACAGAUCCAACACCUUUGCAGACGGGAUGGAUUUACCAUCUUUGUGCUGGCGAACGGGAAAGUUUAUAAGAAAGUCGACGGAGGGAAACCGCGACCUGGGCAGUUUAAUUAUUUCAAGGAACAGAAGAUUCACUUUGCCGAUUGUGGGAGAUCCCAUAUCCUGUUUCUUUCUGAAACAGGAAGCGUUUUUCACAGUGAAGUCAAGCUAAAGGGAUCUGCAGAUAAGCCAAGAGAGACCUUCAUAACGAAACCACAGUUACUUAAGAGUCUGAGUGAAAACAAUAUAAUCCAAGUGACCUGUGGAAAUAAUCACUCACUGGCGCUCUCCAAAGAUGGCCAAGUGUUUGCCUGGGGACAGAACACCUUUGGUCAGCUGGGUCUCGGUAAAAAGGAUCCCUCCCCUUGCAACCCCGAGACUGUGAAAAGAUUUUCUGGGAUCCCAGUGGCUCAGAUUGCAGCCGGAGGAGAGCACAGCUGUGCCCUGACCGUCUCAGGGGCAGUACUUGCCUGGGGAAGAAACAAUCACGGACAGCUGGGGCUCAAGGACACAGAGGAUAUUCUUAUUCCCACACAUGUGCAACUCUUAGCGUGCAAGAGGACCAUCUAUAUUUCUUGUGGAGAAGAGCACACGGCUGUUCUGACAAAGGAUGGAUUUGUUUUCACUUUUGGAGCUGGGGCAUACGGACAACUUGGACACAACUCGACGAAGGAUGAGAUCAAACCUCGUCUGGUUAGCGGACUCUUUGGAAAAAAAGUCUCUCAGAUUGCAUGUGGGAGGUAUCACACAUUGGUCCUCACUCCAUCAUCUGGCACCAUCUAUUCCUUUGGUUGCGGAGAGAUGGGACAGCUGAGAAAUAUCCAAAGUGAACACGCAGCACCUUUUCCCAUCAAACUAAUGGACGCAUCUGGCAAUGGUGGAGCUGAGGACGGCUGUUCAAUUAAACGAGGUGUCAGAAGAAUAUUUGCUGGGGCAAACCAAAGCUUUGCAGUCUGCUAUGAUGAAGAGAAUUUGGUAUCAUCCAGGGACCAGUCUUUGCUCAUUCCUUUGAAGAGAAUCAUGAGAGCGGACAAUUUACUGGAGAAGGAACUGCGCAAGAACACAAGAAAGGCAAUCAUUCGGGCAUAUUCAUCUUCUCAGAUUAUUAAUGCAAGCUUCCUGGAUGUGAGGAAGGAUAACCAUUUCAAAACAAACAGAAGGCUGUCUGGUCUGGAUAUGUCCUCAGUGAAUCAGAACUUUGAGAAUUUGGCAAAAAACAUCUCAAUGUUAUCAAAGGUGACAAAUGCAAUCUUGAGAAACCUGAUCCCUUCAUUACCUUGUUCUCCUGCUUGUGUGGAAGCUCUGCGAGUUUACCUUGUUCUGCCAGAGCUCGUUGCUGUACUUGAAGAACCAAUGAACUCCAAAUUGACAGAAUCCCUGACCAGAGCCAUUCUUUCCCUUGAAGAAAGCUACUUUGAAGUUCUUGAAUGUUGGUGGAGGGCAAUGCCUUUCUACUUCUUCAAGCGUCUUGUGAAGAUUUAUCGUGAAAAAUCAGAGCAACUUCUCAGGCUCACUAUGGCGGUCAUCCCAGAAGAUACCUCUGAUCUUCAGAACUCAUUAAAAAUUUUACAAGCACUUAACAAGGUAAAUUCUACCAGAGAUGAUCAGAUUCGACAGAGAAACUUCAAAAUUCCUGUAAUGGAAAUACUUGAUAAGUCGGUUAAGGUAUUUUUCAAGAAUUGCUUUCCCAAUGUUCUUCAAACAGAUAUGAAUCAAUUCAUAAAUGAGGUGAUGAUGGGAAAUUGUAUACCUCAGUUCAAUCGAGUGAGGCAAUAUCUCUCAGCACUUCACGAGAUCACUCAGCAAUUAAUUCCAUAUCCUUGCAUCUUUGAUAUGGAUACAAAGCUUAACUUUUUAAAGAUAGAAUCCCAAAUACUUCAAAGCAAUGCCAUUCAACUUCAGGUGAAUGUUUCAAGGACAGCAGUUCUUCAAGACUUAAUAAAAUGGUACAGAUCUCACAAUGGACUCGUGUAUUUUAGAGCACUUAAGGUUACAUUUAAUAAUGAACCAUGUUUUGGUCCUGGGGUGACACAGGAAUUCUUCACUCUUUUCAGCGAGGAGCUCCAGAAUGAUGAAAGGAUAUUUACAAACGAUGAUGAAUCUAACUUGCUGUGGUUCCCCAACAGGGAAACAGAAAUGGAAGAUAUAUUUCACCUGGUGGGAAUUCUUUGUGGAAUUGCUCUAUCCAAUAAUUUUGUUUGCAACUUUCACUUCCCUUUGGCUUUGUACAAAAAGUUGCUCCAUGUGCAAACAACACUGGAAGAUCUGAAGGAACUCUUGCCAACAAUAGGAGCGUCACUCCAAGAUAUGCUUAACUAUGAGUAUGAUGACAUUGAAGAAGAGUAUUGCCAAAAUUUUGUGGUAGCCAAAGAGACAGAGGACGGGAGAGUUGCACAUGAACUAAUUGCUGAUGGUGCCAACAUACCAGUUCAAAAGCAUAACAGGAAACAGUUUGUUGAUGCCUUUGUGGACUAUAAGUUUAACGUUGCGGUGGAGAAACAAUUCAAAGCCUUUUCUGAGGGUUUUAGGAGAGCUUUCCCACUACCCAUUGUGGAUUUAUUCCUACCAGAAGAACUGAUGGCCAUUAUCCAUGGAAACACCAACUACAAUUGGAAACUUCUGGAACAGAAUACCACCUACUAUGGUUAUCAAGCAACUGACAGAAUAAUUAGAGAUUUUUGGGAAGUUUUUGAAAGCCUGCUAGGAGAGGAGAAAAAGCAAUUUAUUGCUUUUUUGUCAGGAAGUGAGAGACUCCCAGCAGGUGGGAUUGGAAGAAUUAGCAUUAAAAUAUGCAGACCUAGGACCAAUUUCGAACCGGAUUUAUCGUACCCUCGUGCAUACACCUGCACCAGGAGCCUGGAACUCCCCAAUUACAGCACAAAAGAACUACUGAGAGAGAGGUUACUUCACGCAAUUGAACACACUGAAUUCUGUGCAGAACCACCCUAAUAUCUGCAGUUGAUCUAAAACUAUGUAGUUAAUCUAAGAUGUCUUAAUUGAUCAAAAUAAGUUAUGGCAGAACAUCUGUUUGAUAACAAUGCAGAAAUUUUCCAUGGUGUUGCUGCAGUUCUUUAAAACUCUCUCUAUUGAAACCAGUAAUGCACACCGAUACUAUUGAGUAAUGUAUUCCACCUUUGCUAAAAUGGAUGGUUGUGAAGGAGCCAUAUUAUUUGCAUUUAGGAAGUACAUUUUGAACUAUUAUUGGCAUAACAAGUAUUUUAUCAUGUACAAAGCAAAAUCACUGUGGAAAGUGAAAAUCUUAAAAAA